AUGCGGUCCAGGUCCCGCUGCCCCUGCGGAGUCAGCUUCCGGCCCCUGGGGGGAAAAACGGCGGUGCUGGCGCUGGUGGUCAUCGGGAGCUGCGGCUCCGCCCCCCCGGCCCCGCCCUUCCUGGAGGAGCCAGCCAAUGGCAGCGCGGCGCUGGGCGCGGGGGCGGAGCUCCGCUGCCGCACCCCGGUGGGCGUGGCCGUGCAGUGGGCGAGGGGCGGGCUCCUGCUCGGGGCCACGCCCACCCGUGCCCACCCUCGCUACCGAUUGGUCGGAGACCCCGCCAAAGGUGAGCACCACCUGCGGAUCCGCCCGGUGGCGCUGGAGGACGACGAGGCCUUCACCUGCCAGGCGGGGGAGGGGAACGCCACGCGCGCGUCCCGGCCGGCGCAGCUCAGCGUGCUGGUCCCUCCCAGUACCCCCCAGCUGGAGCUGCUGGAGGGGGCGGAGCUGCCGCUGGUGGGCGGGGCCGAGGUUCAGGUUCGCUGCCACGCUCACGACGCUCGCCCCGCCCCCCACCUGGAGCUGCGCCUGGGGGAGGAGCCCCUUCCCGACGUCUCCUCCCGGGUGUUCGAGGGGUCCCACCCCAAACUGAGCUCCAGCGAGGCCACGGCCAGGCUGACCCCCGGGCCCUCGGACCACGGCCGCCUCCUCGUCUGCUCGGCCUCCAACGCGGCCGGAGCGGCUCCGGCCACGGCCGGACUGCGGCUGGACAUCGCGGUCCCUCCCAGUGCUCCCAGUAUCGAGGGGCUGCCGCCGCUGGUGCGGGCGGGGGAGGAGCUGCGGCUGCUCUGCCUCAGCCGGGGGGGGCGCCCGGCCCCCAGUCUGCACUGGGACAAGGACGGGGUGCCCCUGGCGGGGGCGUGGUCAGAGGACGAGAGGGGCGUGGCCAUGACGCGCCUCGUGUUUAGUCCCGCCCCCGAGGACGACGGCGCCACCUUGCGGUGCCGCGCAGUGACGUCACUGCCGGGGGGCGGGGCCAGCACCAGCGUCAAACUGCAAGUGAUGUACCCCCCCGCGGAGCUGGCCCUGCAGGGCUCGGCGGCGCUGCCCGAGGGGGCCGAGGCGCGGCUCAGCUGCACCAGUGCUCCCAGUAACCCCCCAGUGCGGCUGCGCUGGUGGCUGGGGGGGGCGGAGCUGCAGCCCAGCGGGCAGGGACCCGCCCCCGGGGGCGGGGCCGUGUCCAACGUGACGCUGCGGGGGCGGGGCCAGGACCACGGCUCCGCCCUCGUGUGCGAGGCCGAGACCCCCGGGCUGGGCACGAAGAGCGUGACGGUGACGGUCAGCGUGAGCCACCCGCCCCAGGCGCUGUGGGUGGAGGCCCCGCCCCCCAACGCCACCUUCCGGGUGGGGGAGGGGCUGCGGCUGCUGUGCCACGCCCGGGGGGGGCACCCGGCCCCCAAACUCACCUGGAGCAAGGACGGGCGCCCCCUGGCGGACGCCCCGCCCCAGACCCGCUCGGGCCACGUGACCUCGCGCGCGCUGCACGUGACGGCCACGCCCAGCGACAACGGCGCCGCCUUCCGCUGCGAGGCCCCGCCCACCCGGCAGGGGGCGCCGCCCACCCGCAGCCGCCCCGUGCGCCUGCGCGUGCUCUUUCCCGCCCAGUCCGUCUCCAUCUCGGUGUCGCCGCGGGAGCCCCGCCCUGGCCACGCCCUCAGCCUCACCUGCCGCGCUGGCCCCGCCCACCCGGCCCCGGAGCUCACCUGGAGCCGCCCCGGCCACGCCCCGGAGGCGGGGCUGCCGCUCCCGCCCAGCCCCGCCCCCCACGGCGGGGUCACGGCGGGGUCGCGGCUGCUCCUGCAGGGGGCGCUGUCGCUGCAGGACCAGCCAAUCACGUGCCGCGCCUGGAGCGCGCGGCUGGGCGUGGCCGUGAGCUCCGCCCACAUCCUGCGCCUGCGCCACGCGCCCCUGCUGAGCGCCCCCUCCCCCGUGCUGGUUCCGGAAGGUUCCGAGGCCGUCCUGGGGCUCUCGGUGCGCGCCCAUCCCCCCCCCGAGGGCUGCGCCUGGAGCCUGCGGGGGAGGGGCAUCAGCCCCGAGGGGUCCCCGCGGUUCCGGCUGUCGCCAGGGGGCGCCCUCGUCAUCGCCAACGUCACGCGCGCAGACAGCGCCCCCUACCGGGUGGAGUGCCACAACGCCGAGGGCGGGGCCAGCGCUGACGUCACGCUGCUGGUCCAGGUGCCCCCCAGCAUCGUCCGCGCCCCCGACCCGGUGGUGGUGGACGAGGGGGGGGAGGGGCAGCUGCUGUGCGAGGCCCAGGGGAGCCCCCUCCCCCCGGGGAGCGUCCGCUGGGCGCGGCUGGGCGAUUCGGGGUCCCCCCAGGCGCUGCCGCCGGGGCUGGAGCCGCUGCCGGGGGGUGCCGGGGGGUCCCUGCGGGUCUCGGGGGCGCGGCGGGAGCAGGGGGGGCCCUACGAGUGCCGCGUGGACUCGGGGGUGCCGCCCCCCGCCCGCGCCAUCGUCCGGCUGCUCGUCACCUACGGCCCCGAGAUGGAGGCGGAGCCAGAGGAGGGGGCGGGGCCAGGGGUGGUGCUGGUGCCCGAGGGGGCGGAGUCAGCGACGCUGCGGUGCCGCGCCCGGGGAGUGCCGGGGGUGGAGCUGAGCUGGGAGAGGAACGGGAGGAGCCUGAGCACCGGGGAGCCCGGUUCGCCGUUCCAGGAGCUCCAGUGGCGGGAGGGGCCCUGGACCAGCUCCGUGCUCCGCGUCACCAACGUCACCGGGGCCCGCGCCCGCCUGCGCCGCCUCUUCCUGCUCUCCCACCACUCCUCCCAGUCCUCCCAGUCCCACCGGUCCCCCCGGCCCCGCUACCGCUACCAGAACGUGCCCCCGGCGCUGCCGGACUGGGAGCACUGGGAGCACUGGGAGCACUGGGAGGGCGGCAACGGCACCGUCGGCGUCUUCGACUGCGUGGCCCGGAACGAGCGGGGCAGGGCCCGGAGGAAACUGAGGCUGCAGCUGGGGGACCGGCCGGAGCCCCCCCGGGCCCUGCGGCUCUCGGGGCUCUCGGGGACCUCCCUGAGCCUCCGGUGGGAGCCCGGCUUCGAUGGCGGCCUGCCCCAGCACUUCCUGCUCCGCGCAGACGGGCCGGACGCCCCUCCCCCACCCGCCGCCCUCGUCACUUCCGGUUUCUCCCUCACGCUGGGCGGGCUCCGCCCGGCCACGCCCUAUGACGUCACCGUGCACGCGCGCAACGCCCGCGGGGACAGCGCCCCCGUGCGGCUGAGGGCCGUCACUUCCGCCGUGGCCGAGGCCCCGCCCCCGCGGGGGGAGGAGCCGGAAGCGCCGCCCGGGGGGGCCGAGGCCCCGCCCCUCCUGCAGGGGGCGCUGUGGGCGCUGGGCGGGGCCGCGCUGCCCGCGCUGGGGGCGGGGCUCUACUGCUGCCGCCGCUUCCGCUUCCGGCCGGACGCGCCCAGCCCCCAAGGCUCCCGGGGCCCCCCCAGCGCCGGCUCCGCCCCCUGGGAGCCCCCCAAGGGGGCGGAGCCUCACCUGUACGAGGAGGUGGAGCCGUGGGGGGGCUACGAGGAGGUGCCCCCGGAGCCGCUCGUGACCCCCCAGGGGGAGCUGGUCUGAGGGGGCGGGGCCUCGGGGGGGAGCCACGCCCACCAAUAAAACCACACCCGUUCCCAGUUCGAACCCGUGCGGUCCGCUUCCUUCCCAGUUCAAACCGGUUCAAACCAGUUCGAACCAGUCCUUUCUCAAUUCAAACCAGUCCAGCCCAGUUCAAACCAGUAUGAC
Molecule: messenger RNA, 3729 nt
Organism: Vidua chalybeata
Lineage: Eukaryota; Metazoa; Chordata; Aves; Passeriformes; Viduidae
Product: nephrin-like
Exons: 27
Coding region: 1-3564 (1187 amino acids)
Biological process (GO): cell-cell adhesion
Cellular component (GO): cell-cell junction
Molecular function (GO): cell adhesion molecule binding
Source: RefSeq, a predicted model, not a curated record